UCUAUGUCUCUAUAACCAGGAAGAUGGGGAUGUUACUCUGCAUGUGAUGCGAUAAGACGAUCGACCCGGUUUGUCUCAAUAAAUAAGCCUUCACUUUGUAGUCAGUGCAGAUUAACGUAAGCCGUUUUGUUGAAGUUUAAUUUGCGUCAUAGAGAUAAAGAGUUAAAGAGACAUACCUCCCGAAGUUCACAAUAUAGCGAAGAGACUCGUUAUUCCUCAGUCCGUACAACAUUGACUGUCUUCCACAGGAAAAGACAGCAGAGAUUGAAGAUAAACCGAUCAACCUGCACGCUGCGGUGUCUCUAUUUGCGCACGCGGGAAAUUGCGCUCUUUCUGCAUUUCACAGCGAAGAAAGAUGUUUGCAAUGAAUCAGCUGUAACCAGGUGACAAUUCAGAAGUUUCAAAUCAACUUUGACGUGAAUUAUUUAAGUUCACAAAUCAAUCAAUUCAGAAAUCCGAUGUCAAGGAAUAACUAUUUCAGGAGGAACUCUCGUGCGUAAAAACCAUCGCACUUGGCGGCCUGAAAAUCGACGCGCCGCGGUGAUUAAACGUUUCCUAAAGUCCGCUGGGCUCUCGACGCGGAGAGCUGAUCGGCUUCCCCUUUGUCUAAAUGAGAUUGCAGUAAGGCGAUUCUUUGAGACACAGGCGUGUUCAUCUUCGUUAAACCGAGACGCGAGGAGUUGACCCUGCGGAGCGUGUUGAUCCACUCUCCGUGCGAAUGCUUUCAGGGAUGCUACCGACAAGAGUCAACCGAAAAGUGAUCUACUACGCUGUCUACUCCUUGCUGGAGGGGCGGAAUAUGAUAAACAAAUCAACCUUUACAAAAAUUGAAGAAAACACUGAAAAAAAGAAUACAUCAGAGAAAGGGCGAGCGACAAUUAUCUUUUCCCUCAAGAAUGAAGUGGGAGGACUAGUGAAGGCGCUCAAACUCUUCCAGGAAAACCAUGUCAACCUCGUUCACAUAGAGUCCAGAAAAUCCAAACGACGCAACUCUGAGUUUGAAAUUUUCGUGGACUGCGACAGCAACCACGAACAACUGAAUGAAAUAAUCCAGCUGCUUAGAAAGCAUGUGAACGUGGUGGACAUGGAGCCUCCAGAUAACUCAUGUCUAGAUGAGGAAGAAAUGUAUAAUGUACCCUGGUUCCCAAAGAAGAUUUCAGACUUGGACAAGUGUGCCAACCGUGUCCUGAUGUACGGCAGUGAGUUGGAUGCCGAUCACCCGGGUUUCAAGGACAACGUCUACCGCAAAAGGCGAAAGUACUUUGCUGAUCUCGCCAUGGCCUACAAGCACGGGGAUCCCAUUCCUCGUAUUGUGUUCACAGAGGAAGAAUUGAAGACUUGGGGAGUCGUGUACAGGGAGCUCAACAAGUUGUACCCCACCCACGCCUGCCGCGAGUACUUGAAGAACCUGCCGCUGUUGUCCAAAUACUGUGAAUUUCGGGAGGACAACAUCCCACAGCUGGAAGACGUGUCACGCUUCCUCAAGGAACGGACCGGGUUCACCAUCAGGCCGGUGGCAGGCUAUCUGUCCCCCCGGGACUUCCUCGCUGGUUUGGCCUUCCGGGUUUUCCACUGUACUCAGUAUGUGCGACACAGCUCUGACCCCUUGUACACCCCAGAGCCGGACACGUGCCACGAGCUGCUGGGUCACGUCCCGCUGCUGGCAGAGCCCAGCUUCGCCCAGUUUUCACAGGAGAUUGGUCUCGCUUCGCUCGGGGCGUCGGACGACUCGGUUCAGAAACUUGCCACGUGCUAUUUCUUCACGGUGGAGUUCGGCCUUUGCAAGCAAGAAGGGCAGCUGCGAGCCUAUGGAGCAGGACUGCUGUCCUCUAUCAGUGAGCUGAAGCAUGCACUAUCUGGCAACGCGAGGAUAAUGCCCUUUGACCCCAAAGUUACAUCCAAACAAGAGUGCAUCAUCACAACCUUUCAGGAUGUGUACUUUGUGUCAAACAGCUUUGAGGAGGCCAAAGUCAAGAUGAGGGAGUUCGCCAAGACCAUCAAGCGUCCCUUCACAGUCCGAUACAACCCUUACACCCAGAGUGUGGAUGUGCUAAAAGACACCCCCAGCAUCAACAGCGUGGUGGAGGAGCUUCGCCACGAGCUCGACAUUGUCGGCGACGCCCUCAGCCGGCUGAACAAGCAGCUGGGCAUCUGACUGCACACAUUCCAGUUGAAGUUGUCCAACUACAGUCCAUCAACAAGCGCUGUGCCCCCCCCCCACCCCCCACCCCACCCGAGCACCGCUGUAGUGAUACUGCUUGUGUAUCGCCCUUCGUCAGUACAAUGAAUGUGCACUUAUUUUGUUAACACGCUGCUUUGUCCCCUCUGCGGGGUGUAUUGCUUGUACAAUUUACAGAGGCGCUCUUCAUGUUCAAGCCGCUGGUGUCCGUAAGUCGCUGAAACCCGAGGAGUCGCUGAACGAGAGACACCGUUUUGGUUCAGUUUGUUUUGCUCAGUCGGCUUCUGAAUCUCAAACAGUCAACGUGCUUUUUUGGUUCUUAAUUACCUUUUUAUCCCCAGCUGUUACAAACACAGGAAGUGCUUUCCCGGUCCUAUUGUUAACUGCUGUUGUAUAUUAUUGUUUCAAUGGUUUUGUAUUCCACUUUAUUCUUCUUCACAUUUAAUCUCCCGCACUACAGUGAUGUUUAAAAUUGAUCUGUUUGUAUUCCUUCAGUCUAUGUAUCGUUCCUUUUUGUGGGCUGUUGAGGGAUAUUGUGAAAGGGAAAAUUGGUGUUAUAAGAAGGUUUUCUUGUGCGACUUGGCGCAUUAACCCUCACUUAUUUUAUUUCACAGUGAUGAUUUUGAAUACUUCCUCUUGGAAGUGGAAGUAAUUUUAGUUCUCCUGAAAUCAAAACAUUAUUUUUCUACUGUAAAGAAAUAUAUACAUUAUAAUUAGGCUAUGUUUGAAAACAAUAAAAACAAUAAAAAAUU
Pungitius pungitius (ninespine stickleback) is the source of this 2931-nucleotide messenger RNA. RefSeq names its product tryptophan hydroxylase 1 (tryptophan 5-monooxygenase) a (gene tph1a). Gene Ontology annotation, molecular function: tryptophan 5-monooxygenase activity; iron ion binding. Gene Ontology annotation, cellular component: neuron projection. The transcript is spliced from 11 exons. Gene Ontology annotation, biological process: serotonin biosynthetic process; aromatic amino acid metabolic process. NCBI's taxonomy places the organism in Eukaryota, Metazoa, Chordata, Actinopteri, Perciformes, Gasterosteidae. The record is from RefSeq and is a predicted model, not a curated record. The coding region runs from base 719 to 2155 and encodes 478 amino acids.